AUGGAAAAAAAGCGACAGGAAGAUGUACCUAAAGAACCAAUUCCUGAAGUUGCAACAAGUUAUACACAAAGCGGAAAUCCUACAGCAACCAUAACGGAAACAAGCACUAUAACAACAGCCAUUACAACAACUAUUGUAAAUGAUGCGGUAAUGAAUGCUUCUGAUACUUCUAAUACUUCUUUGGCGGGCUCAAAUAAUAUUUUAUUGGCUGCUUUAUUAGGUACUAUUGGACUAAUAAUUAUCUUAAGUGGGUUAUUAAUUAUCAUAAUUUGGCUAAGAAGAGGAGAGAAAACUAAAGGAGGAAUUGAAAACAGAGGGUUAACUCAACUAAACGAUGACGGAAACACUAGCGUUUCAAUGAAUGACAUGAAUAGGCCAAGAGAUCCAGAUGAUGAACAAUUACCCAGUUAUGCUGAAGCUGUAGUUAGAGGCAGAAGUAGUGCUAUAAUAACUUGA
Messenger RNA from Funneliformis caledonium, 456 nucleotides. Lineage: Eukaryota; Fungi; Glomeromycota; Glomeromycetes; Glomerales; Glomeraceae. The record is from the annotation of a GenBank genome assembly.